Pseudoliparis swirei is the source of this 2700-nucleotide messenger RNA. Its product is annotated as neurofibromin-like. Bases 1357 to 2700 code for a protein of 447 amino acids. The record is from RefSeq and is a predicted model, not a curated record. Lineage: Eukaryota; Metazoa; Chordata; Actinopteri; Perciformes; Liparidae. The transcript has 12 exons.
AGCCCCCUGGUGGUCAGGAGAGAGAAUGCAGCUUUAACACAUGAAGCAUAGACUUCUAUACAACCAGAGGAGCCCCCUGGUGGUCAGGAGAGAGAAUGCAGCUUUAACACAUGAAGCAUAGACUUCUAUACAACCAGAGGAGUUAUAUCUCUAUUUGUAGAGAAGGGAAAUCCAAACCAUCAAAUUCAACUUUUCUGAUGACACAAAAACAAUAAAUAAAGUAAAUCAUUUCUAAUUCCUUUUUAUUUAUUUUUUUCGUUGUCAUUGUGUUGAAAAAGUGAGGGAAGAGUAAUAAAUGUAUCCAGGUGUGUAAGUGUGUGUGUGUGUGAGGGGUUUGAGUUCAGGUUGUAAAAUGUGUCACAUAUUAAACUACACUUUAAAAAAAUCAAAUUACUUAAUUUUAUUAUAAUGUGUUAAUUUUUUAUUUCUACAUGAACUGUUGUUUUUUUAUUGUUUUUUAUUGUUCUUUCAUUACGAAAGGAACAAGUCAAAUUCCAGGUGUGUGUACAUAAAUAAAUAAAUAAAGCUGAUUCAUAAAUUCUGACUCAGAUUAUAUGAAGGGUUUGGUUUAUGUUGUGUGUUAAAAUAACUUUAAAAUACUCGAACAUUCUUUACAUGAAACAACGUGGAGUCUCCGAGAAGGACACAGAAUUGUUAAUGAAAACAAAAAUCCAUACUUAGAGCUGAAAACAUCCUGACAGGCCUGGUAGUGGCUCACGCAUGCGCACAAACCCACCACCAAACUCACCGAAUUUACUCCGUUAGUAGCGGAAGUAGGGAUGGUAUCCUUUCACAAUAAGACAAAAGAGAAAGAAACCUACGUUAAAAACCUAUAGCCGUUGGUUGAGCAGGACAUCUAAACCACGUUAUUACGUGGGCUUAUGAAUAUGAAUAAAGAGAUUGUUAUGUCCACGUCACAUGUUUAGUAGCAUGUCCAAAACCACAUACAUAAAAUGUCAUUUUAACUGAAACAUGCGGGUUUUAGUUUGUUAGUGUACAUUUGAUCCCUCCCGUGUUUUUUUAAUGUGUUAUUAUUAUUUUUCUAUCAAUAAAUUCGACAUUAGUUCCGUCAGCAGCAGAGGAGAGAUCCCUCCUGGAUGUGGUGUUGUGUUUUUCAUUCAGGCGAGCUUGACCCGUCGGCUCCCUCCGCCGCCUCCCGUCGCCUCCCCUGAAGAAGACUUCCGGUGGUGUGUCAUGGCGGUGGCAUGGUGAAGCCUACAGAAAGGGGAAAAAAACACUCGCCCCCUUCCGUCCUCUCUCAUCGAGUCGGGACAGAUUUUCAUUCAUAAAUAAGCCCGACAGCUGCGGGACUCGCACCUCCGGACCCCGCGGCUCGGCGCCGAGCCUCCUCCCGCCAUGGCGGCGCACAAACCCGUGGAGUGGGUCCAGGCCGUGAUUACGAGGUUUGAUGAGCAGCUCCCCAUCAAGGUGGGCCACCAGAACACUCACACCAAAGUCAGCACCGAGCACAACAAGGAAUGUCUGAUCAACAUCUCCAAGUACAAGUUCUCCCUGGUCAUCAGCGGCCUCACCACCAUCCUCAAGAACGUCAACAACAUGCGGAUCUUCGGCGAAGCUUCAGAGAAGAACCUCUACCUCUCGCAGCUCAUCAUCCUGGACACCCUGGACAAGUGCCUGGCCGGGCAAUCCAAGGACUGCCUCCGCCUGGACGAGACGAUGCUGGUGAAGCAGCUGCUGCCGGAGAUCUGCCACUUCAUCCACACGUACCGCGAGGGCCACCAGCACGCCGCCGAGCUGAGGGCCUCGGCCUCCGCCGUGCUCUUCUCCCUGAGCUGCAACAACUUCAACGCCGUGUUCAGCCGCAUCUCCACCAGGCUCCAGGAGCUGACGGUCUGCUCCGAGGACAACGUGGACGUCCACGACAUCGAGCUCAUGCAGUACAUCAACGUGGACUGCUCCAAGCUCAAGAGGCUGCUGCAAGAGACCGUGCUGAAGUUCAGAGCGCUGAAGAAGCCGGCCCAGCUGGCCGUCAUCAACAGUCUGGAGAAGGCCUUCUGGAACUGGGUGGAGAACUACCCCGAUGAGUUCACCAUGCUGUACCAGAGGCCUCAGGCCGACAUGGCAGAAGCUGCAGAGAAGUUGUUCGACCUGGUCGACAGCUUUGCAGAGAGCGCCAAGAGGAAGGCCGCCGUGUGGCCUCUUCAGAUCAUCCUCCUCAUCCUCUGUCCUGAGAUCACACACACCAUCUCCAGGGACACGGUGGAGGACAGCAAGGCCAACAAGAAGCUGUUCCUGGACAGCCUCCGGAAGGCGCUGGCGGGUCAGGGCGGCAGUAAGCAGCUGAUGGAGAGCGCCGCCAUCGCCUGUGUGAAGCUGUGUAAAGCCUCCACCUACAUCAACUGGGAGGACCACUCCACCAUCUUCCUGCUGGUGCAGUCCAUCGUCAUGGACCUCAAGGCUCUGCUCUUCAACCCCUCUAAGCCCUUCUGGCGGGGGACGGGCAGCCAGAACGCCGACGUGGAGCUCAUGAUGGAUUGCUUCGUCUCCUGUUUCCGCAUCAACCCUCACAACAACCAGCACUUUAAGGUCUGCCUGGCCUCCUCCUCCCCCUCCACCUUCCACUUCGUCCUGGUCAACUCCCUGAACCGGAUCAUCACCAACGUGAGUCUCCUCCUCCUCAUGACAAACCCUCCUCAUGACGCGUCUCCUCCUCCUCAUGACCACCUCCUUCUCCACUGA